AUGCCAUUUUUUACACUACUUAUGGUCGAUCCUGAUGCGCCUCGGCGAGGCAAUGAAAUAGCUGGUCCAUGGUUACAUUGGAUUAAAGCUUCGUUCAAAGGAGACAAUGUUGAUAGUGGCACAACUCUUGCUGAUUAUCAAGGUCCAACACCACCGGAUGGCACUGGUCCACAUCAUUUUCGUAUGAAUUGCAUAAUGAUUAUUAAUAGUUGGAUAAUAAGUUGUAUUAUUGCUGUUAGUUUGCUUAUUUCACCAGUAGCUUAUCAAUAUGAAGAUGAAUCUCGUGUAUGUACUUUAACAAGAAAAAACUUUCUCAUAUCAUUUCUAGGUGCCAUCAUCAUUUUUCUAUUUCCAAUGAUUACAAUAACAAUUCUCUAUGGAAUUAUUAUUUGUCAUAUUAAACAACAUAAUCAGAUUAAUCUAAGAAGUCUAAGUGCACGACGAUUGAAGAGAAAUAUGAAAGUAUUUAAAAAUAUUUUUAUUUUUACAAGUAUUCUUGGAAUUGGUGGUACACCUUAUUUAAUCUCUACAAUUGUCAAUAGAAUAGUACCAAUUCCAUGGCCAUUAUAUUCAAUAUCAUUUUUAUCCAUUGCAUGUAGUUCUGCUAUUGGAUCAAUAGCAAUUUUACUGACAAAUGAACAAUCUAAAUCAAUCUUUUGUGCUAAACUUCGUCGCCAUCAAUUACUCAUAACAAAAGAACCUAUGAAUAAAAAAUUAAUUAGAAUCAAUCAAAUUGCAGUUUAUCAUAAUAAAACAGAACGAAUUAAAAUAUUAUCAACAAUCAAAUAA
Molecule: messenger RNA, 789 nt
Organism: Rotaria sp. Silwood1
Lineage: Eukaryota; Metazoa; Rotifera; Eurotatoria; Philodinida; Philodinidae
Source: the annotation of a GenBank genome assembly